Messenger RNA from Setaria italica (foxtail millet), 623 nucleotides. Its product is annotated as copper transport protein ATX1. NCBI's taxonomy places the organism in Eukaryota, Viridiplantae, Streptophyta, Magnoliopsida, Poales, Poaceae. The transcript is spliced from 3 exons. Gene Ontology annotation, molecular function: metal ion binding. The record is from RefSeq and is a predicted model, not a curated record. Bases 195 to 434 code for a protein of 79 amino acids.
GGCCUCUCCCCGUCCCUGGCUGGAUCCACCCUCCCCCCAUUGCGUGUUUCGUGACGCCACUACCUGUAUUUAUCGACCUCCGUUCCCAUCGGGAGUCUUCCGUUCCGUCGAUUCCGUCAAGAGCUCCCCGAUCCCGCCGUGUUCCCUCCGCUCCCCCCUCUCCGGAGAGAUCAGCCCACUUUUCCCCUCGCGCGAUGGCCCAGACUGUUGUACUCAGGGUUGGCAUGUCCUGUGAAGGCUGUGUUGGAGCUGUUAAGCGGGUUCUAGGCAAAAUGGAAGGUGUUGAGUCUUACGAAGUAGACAUCAAGGAGCAGAAGGUCACAGUGAAGGGUAACGUAACACCGGAUGCAGUUCUGCAGACUGUUUCGAAAACUGGCAAAAAGACUUCGUUCUGGGAGACUGAACCUGCGGCGCCAGCUGAUGCUACUGCUUGACAAGUUGGAUGUAACAAAUUCCAGUGUUAUUGUCCGGUAAAGCUAAAAAUGGGUUUGGUCUGAUGGCAUUUAGUAUGUUACAAAUAAUGCCAAACAGCUACUGCAAUUUGUACAUUCUGUAUGCUCGCUAUGAUGUACUCCGUAAUGGUUUGGCCGGUUCGGUAAGAUAAUUGAUAAUUGCUUGUAUGA